CCGGGCCUGAGCCCGGCUCCCCUUCCGCCCUGCCCGAUCUCUCCUGUUCCUCCUGAAUUCUCGGCUUGUCGCUGUCCCCAUGGCGUGUCCCCUGGAGCAGGCGCUGGCCGUGGUGGUCGCCACCUUCCACAAGUACUCGGGCAACGAGGGCGACAAGUACAAGCUCAACAAAGCCGAGCUCAAGGAGCUGCUCACCAAGGAGCUGCCCAGCUUCAGCAAACAAACCAGUGAGGCGAACUUACAGAAGCUGAUGAGCAACCUGGACUGCAACAGCGACAACGAGGUGGAUUUCCAGGAGUACGUGACCUUCCUGGCCUGCAUGGCCAUGAUGUGCAACGAAUUCUUCCAGGACCUGCCGGACAAGAUGCCCCGCAGGAAGAUGAAAACCGACCUGGAGCUGGCGCUGGAAUGCGCCGUCAACGUCUACCACCGGUACGCGGCACGGCGCCCCGUGGACGACUACCUGAGCCUGGGGGAGUUCUCCAGGCUGCUCAAGGAGACGGCCGAGCCCUUCCUGAAGAACACGGUGCCGCCCAAAAUGACCACGGACAACUACAUCAAGCAGCUCUUCACCAAAGCUGACGCCAACCACGAUGGUCGCCUCAAGUUCACCGAGUUCCUGACCACGCUGAGCCUCGUGGCCAUCGAUGCCCACAACAGGUCCCACCAGGGCCCUGGUGGUGACCAUGGGCAUGACCACGGGCAUGGCCACGACCACGGGCAUGACCAUGGGCAUGGGCACAGCCACCGUCGCUGAAAUGGAGCUGUCUGCCAUGGUGGCCAAGACACGGGACUCUG
Messenger RNA from Melospiza georgiana, 798 nucleotides. Its product is annotated as protein S100-A9-like. Gene Ontology annotation, cellular component: cytoplasm; extracellular exosome. Gene Ontology annotation, biological process: endothelial cell migration. The transcript has 5 exons. The record is from RefSeq and is a predicted model, not a curated record. Bases 80 to 757 code for a protein of 225 amino acids. Lineage: Eukaryota; Metazoa; Chordata; Aves; Passeriformes; Passerellidae. Gene Ontology annotation, molecular function: transition metal ion binding; calcium ion binding.